GUUGUCCUCAUGAGUGCUCCAGUGGAGAAUGUCCAUGAUCUUCUUUGCCUGCGUGGUGCGGGUGAGGGAUGGGCUUCCCCUCUCAGCCUCCACGGAUUUUCAUUUCAACCGGGACUUUCUAGAAUGCAGGAAGAGAUUAAAGGCAUUAUCAUCCGUUCUGGCACAGUAUCCAAGUCGAGGCACAGCAAAAGGACGUGACCUUACCAUACAUUUUCUUUCCUCUGGAGAUAUUGCCUGCAUGGCAAUCUGUUCCAGCAAUUACUCAACUGUCAUGGCGUUUUGCUUCCUGGAGGAGCUUCAGUGGGAAUUUGCCGCUUCCUAUGAUACAACAAGCAUCAACUUAGCUUCCAGACCAUAUGCUUUUCUUGAAUUUGAUAAUGUUAUUCAGAAAGUCAAGUGUCAUUUUAACCGUGCAAGCAGCUCUCAAAUGAGGGCCAACUGGGAGAAGAUGCAGGAGGAGCUGAAGUUCCAGCCCCCGGUGCAGCUGAAGCUGGAGGACACGGAGCUGAUGAACGGGGUGACUAACGGUGGCCACGCAGAAGUUCAUGUGGAGGUUGCCCCCACGUACCGAAUGCAGCGUGUGACUCCACUGGGGAUUCUCUCCCUCGUUCUGAACAUCAUGUGUGGAGCUUUGAAUCUCAUUCGAGGCGUUCACCUAGCAGAGUACUCAUUUCAGGAAGACCAUGAAGGACUUGGAAAUGUGAUUGCUUUUUUUCUACCUUUUAUAGCCUGUGUUUUUCAGUGUUACUUGUACCUCUUCUACAGCUCUGCAAGGAAGACGAAGACGUUUGUGCUCUUCUUCUCUGUGUGUGUGUGCAACAUUUACUUGUACGGACUGCGGAACCUCUGGCAAAUAGCCUUCCACGUGGGAGUAGCAUCUCUUUCUUCCCAUCAGAUACUGACACGGCAGCUGAUGGAGAAACAGCCCGAUUGCGGCGUAUGAAAAAGAUCUCGCGUUUGCCACACUCUUUUUACAACUUUUUUUUCUUGUAUUU
This is a messenger RNA of Tinamus guttatus (white-throated tinamou), 995 nucleotides long. Lineage: Eukaryota; Metazoa; Chordata; Aves; Tinamiformes; Tinamidae. The record is from RefSeq and is a predicted model, not a curated record.